Molecule: messenger RNA, 411 nt
Organism: Linum tenue
Lineage: Eukaryota; Viridiplantae; Streptophyta; Magnoliopsida; Malpighiales; Linaceae
Source: the annotation of a GenBank genome assembly
GGAUAGUAUGAUAGAAGCAGAGGCUGAAAAGGUAUCCCAAGGGGAAGAACCAAGCAUAUUUGCCAUCUAUCAAGAAGUGAUAGGAUCACAAUGCCCCAAGCGUGUUCUAGGGAUCAAUGGGUAUCAUGGGGUGAGCUCGGUUGAUGUCUUCGGUCCCCCAUCGAGUCAGGGUUGCAACAAGCGUUGUCAGGAGGAGCGAACCAAAGAAAGGGAAAAGAAUUAUGAGAAAAUUAAGAAGUUGGAGAAUGAGAUCCUAGAUGUGAGGAAUGCAGUCCCUCACAUCGUUGAAUCUAUGUUGCAGAGGCCAGAGGCUUGGAGUGCGGUUGCCAGAGUCAUUCGAUAUCAACAAUGAAGCCAACGGGGAACAUGGUCGAGUUAGCGAAAGUUAGGAUAACGAUGAGUUCGACGACA